Penicillium brevicompactum is the source of this 870-nucleotide messenger RNA. RefSeq names its product polyamine acetyltransferase. Gene Ontology annotation, cellular component: cytoplasm. The record is from RefSeq and is a predicted model, not a curated record. Bases 1 to 870 code for a protein of 289 amino acids. Lineage: Eukaryota; Fungi; Ascomycota; Eurotiomycetes; Eurotiales; Aspergillaceae. The transcript is spliced from 3 exons. Gene Ontology annotation, molecular function: aralkylamine N-acetyltransferase activity.
AUGUCCGAUCAGAGCGAGUACCCCUCCGAGUCCAUGCCCGGCCAAGAUAACGGUCUCCGGCCACUCUCCAAUGCCGAAGAUCUGUCUCUCGGCAACAACAGCGAUUUGGCUCGUAUCAUGAACCGUGCGGGUAUCGCACUUCCCAACGGCUUCCCGCUGGACGACGAUGACGAUGACGAUGAAGAAUUGGAGCAAGAAUACGUAUCCGUCGAUCAGGACGAGCACGAUUACCCAUACUGGUUCCGCCGCCCUCACACCCACAACCGCACAAAAUUGGAUGAGCUGCAUCCCUUUGUUCAAUUGCUGUCUGCUUCCAAUGUCGAUGACUGCGUGAAGGUGGAAAACGCUUUCCCAGAGCCGGAACGUUGCUCUUAUGAUAAGUUCGUCUACCGUCUGACCAGAUGUCCCGAGCUGAGCCUCGGUCUCUUUACUCUUCCCCUACUCGCAGAGGGAGAGACCAAGCCCCGCCCAAUCCUUGUCGGACAUAUCAUUGCUACUCGCACCUCAGAGCCGUCUGUGACUGAUCGCUCCAUGCGACUUCCCGCAAACUGGGAGAGCGAGCGCUGGUCUUUCGAGGACGGACAGGCCGUUGGUCACGAAGAGGGAGGCAGCACCAUUGCCAUCCACUCUCUUGCUGUGGAGCCAGAGCACCAGGGCAAGCAAGUCGGAAGCACUCUGAUGAAGUCUUACAUUCACCGCAUUCGUGAGGCCCAGAUUGCCGACCGUAUUGCUAUCAUCGCACAUGAACACCUGGUUCCUUUCUAUGAAUCAUUCGGCUUCGAGUCUCGUGGACCUAGCAAGUGCCAGUUUGGCGGUGGUGGCUGGGUUGAUUUGAUCUUGGAGUUUGGUCCUGAGCCCGUGGAGGAUUAA